Messenger RNA from Diversispora eburnea, 681 nucleotides. Lineage: Eukaryota; Fungi; Glomeromycota; Glomeromycetes; Diversisporales; Diversisporaceae. The record is from the annotation of a GenBank genome assembly.
AUGAAUAGUAAUCAAUAUAAUUUUCAGCAAAUUACCGUUGCCUCACAAGUUGAUAUUAUUAAUAAUGUUCAGAAUGAACAAAGGAUCGAUCAGGAAGGAGAUAAUAGCAUUACUAAUGAUAAUGCAAGGCCUCUCUAUUCAUAUAUUUCAUUAAUCGGUCAGGCUAUUUUAACCUCUACUGAUAAGAAAUGUCAGCUAUAUGAAAUACGUAGAUGGAUCACCAACAAAUAUCCGUUCUAUAAGAUGGAAAAUAAAGGUUGGCAGCGAGGAAAAGGUUUUUGGGCAAUCCCUGAUGAAUAUCAGGCAUGUUUCGUCAACGGGGUUUACAACAACAAUAAGGCGAAAGAAAUCAAAGCCAGUGAAGAAAAUGCUUCCUUCUCCGGAUGUGGGGAAGCAAUAAACUCUUCAAGUAAUGAAACGGUUGAAAUCCAACGAUCGGAAAUUCCAGAACUGACACCUUCUUCUCAAGAAUUGGCAACACAAUUUAGCCCACAUAGUACGAUCCGUGGAAGCAUACAUAGACCUACAUCUCAACGAUCUGAAAUAACUUACAAUACUAUAAUGAGGUAUAUACAUGAAAUUUCGUACUUCAAUGCUACUGAAGCAAGCAAUAGUUCUUUAUCAGCUCCAUACGACUACGUUAAUAUGGCUGAGGUUGAGAUAAUAAAAACGGAAUUCUGA